AGUCAGUAAGUCAGUCAGUAAGUCUCAGUCAGUAAGUCAGUCAGUAAUACUGACUGACUUACUGACUGACUGACUGAGACUUACUGACUGACAGACUUGCUGACUGAGACUUACUGACUAACUUACUGAGACUUACUGACUGACAGACUUACUGACUGAGACUUACUGAGACUUACUGACUGACUGACUGACUGAGACUUACUGACUAACUUACUGAGACUUACUGACUGAGACUUACUGACUGACUGACUGACUGACUGAGACUUACUGACUGACUGAGACUGACUGACUGACUAACUGACUGAGACUUACUGACUGACUGACUGACUGAGACUUACUGACUUACUGACUGAGACUUACUGACUUACUGACUGACAGACUUACUGAGACUUACUGACUAACUUACUGAGACUUACUGACUGACUGACUUACUGACUUACUGACUGAGACUUACUGACUGACUGAGACUUACUGACUCACUGAGACUUACUGACUGAGACUUACUGACUGACUAACUUACUGAGACUUACUGUCUGAGACUUACUUACUUACUUACUUACUUACUUACUUACUUACUGAGACUGACUGACUUACUGACUGACUGAGACUUACUGACUGACUGACUGACUGACUGACUGACUGAGACUUACUGACUGACUGACUGAGACUUAGACUGAGACUUACUGACUGACCGAGACUUACUGACUGACUGACUGAGACUUACUGACUGACUGACUUACUGACUAACUGAGACUUACUGACUGAGACUUACUGACUGACUGAGACUUACUGACUGACUGAGACUUACUUACUGACUGACUGACUUACUGAGACUUACUGACUGACUUGCUGAGACUUCGUGCCCACACAAAAACACAGGAGAUGUGCAUCAGAGAACUGCUCUAUGCUGAUGAUUCCGCCCUUGUGGCUAGUAAUGCAGUUGAUAUGCAGUAGAUCGUGGAUUGUUUCUCCUUUGCAGCUGAUAUGUUUGGUCUAAAGAUCAACAUGUCCAAGACUGAGCUGCUCUACCAGCCUCCUCCAAUGUCCACUGAACUGCCAGAGAUGAUUAUGGUCCAUGAUGAACCACUGAAGACAACCGAGUCUUUCGUUUACCUGGGCAGCACCGUCACAAACACCAACUCUGCAGAUCUGGAAGUGGAAAGGAGGAUCCAGUCCGCCACAAAGGCCUAUGGUGCGCUACAUAAGAGACUCUGGAGCUGUCAUGACAUCAGCACAAAAACCAAAGUGAAGGUUUACUCAGCUGCAGUCCUCCCUUGCCUACUGUAUUCCAUCGAGUGCACCACUCUUUACCACAGACACAUCAAGGCUCUGACAAGACUCCAGCUUCGCCAUCUACACUCCAUCCUCAACAUCAAGUGACAAGAUCGUAUCCCAGAUGUUGAGGUACUGCGCCGUGCACACACAGUCAGUGUUGAAGCCCUAAUAAUCAUGUCACAGCUUUGCUGGGCAGGGCAUGUACAUUGGAUGGCCAACAGCAGGCUGCCAAAAGCUGUGUUCUACUCGGAACUGCACCAAAGAAAAAGAAGCCAUGGAGGACAAAAAUUGUGUUUCAAAGAUGUCUUAAAGUGGCACAUAAAGAGAACAGGCAUCCCGCAUGAUACCUGGGAGGAAGAGGCACUCCAGAGAGUCAAAUGGCGAGGACUGUUGAGGAAGGCCACGUCAGCUGUAGAAGAGCUGCGCCAGCAAGAAUAUCAGUAUGCACAUGACCGACGACACUCGGCAGCUGCUCCAAGCAUUUUCCAAUGCAACAAUUGCCAGCGUUACUGCAAAUCCCAAGCAGGAAGGAGAGAACUGACUGAUGCUGCCAGAGUCUGAACCGAUGGACUGGACUUUGAAAAGCAGACGGUGUGACUAAAGUCACUGACUAAAGACAUCUUCAGGAUGAGAUGUCACCUGAAAAAGUUGGUACAGACACUCAUUGGUCUGCUCAUCCUUACGUGCUUGUACAUCAGUAUGAGGAGAGCACCAGGGACAGAGACAGAGCCCUUGGAUGCUGCCUGGAUUAUUGGGAAUUACAGCAGUGAGAAAUGCUCUGAGGAACCUCAGGAAAAUAUCCCAUGUCUCAGAGCUUCGGUUCGAGUGUUGGCAGGAGAUAUUCCGCCUCAGAAAAGAUACCUCACCGUGGGUCUGUCUUCUGUGAAGAGGAAGAAAGAGAAUUAUCUUCUCCAAACCCUUUCCUCCAUCUUCAAUCAGUCGUCAGAGGAUGAGCUUUCUGAGAUGGUGGUCGUGGUUCUUCUGGCUGAUUUUGACCUCAGUUGGGUUCAUCAAACUCUAACCAGCAUUACUCAGCGUUUCUCAAAUAGACUGAUCCAGGGUCAGCUUCUGGUAAUCCAUGCUGACAAGGAAAACUACCCUCCUCUGACAGGCCUGAAAAGGAACUUUAAUGAUGCUCCGGAUCGCGUGACCUUCCGCUCCAAGCAGAACGUCGACUACGCCUUCCUGGUGGACUUCAGUGCCAGGCUUUCAACGUAUUACAUCAUGCUGGAGGAUGAUGUGAGCUGCUCGAAAGGAUUUUUGUCCUCCAUUCAAGGUCACAUUCAUUCAAAAGGAUCUUCACCAUGGGUGACACUCGAGUUUUCCAAGCUGGGGUAUAUUGGAAAACUGUACCACUCGAAAGAUCUCCCUCGUCUCGCUCACUUCCUUUUUUUGUUUUACCAGGAAAUGCCUUGUGACUUUCUACUUUCACAUUUCCGCACUUUGCUCAUGCAGGAUAAGGCCAUCCGCUUUCGCCCGUCCCUCUUCCAGCACGUGGGAAUGUAUUCGUCUUUUCAGGGAACGUAUAAUCGCCUCAAAGAUGAUGACUUCCACGAUAAUCCUGCCGAUAACCCCCCAGCCACUAUUUACACUGAUAUCGAAGUUUUUAAAAACCACAAUCCGGAAGAAGCCUACAGUCAAGGAACAAACUGUUUCUGGGGCAAGACCCCUAUCAAUGUGGGGAACUUUUUUCUCGUGGCUUUCAAGAAACCAGUUAUCCUCUCACGUCUGGUGAUUCAGACAGGCCAGGAUGGGACGGACAUUCUUCACUCUGCUGACGUGGAGCUCGGGGAAACUGUCGUGGAAACAACAAAUGGAGUGAAGUGCACAGAAAUUCAUAAUUUAGGAGUCUUAAACAAGGGAUAUUUUGAGAUUCAGAACAUUCACGAGACAGUGAAGAGAUCAGUAUCAUGUUUAAAAAUCAGAGUGACUGAAAGUCAGUCAAAUUGGGUGAUUAUAAAAAAUAUUCAGGUCUGGGUAAAGAAGUGAACUUGGAUAUGGUGUCCAUUUUAGCAAGGGCUAGGUCAGUCCUUACAAUGCAGGGAGAAUGAGUAAACAUUUCAAGUCGGAGCCAAAUGUCUCGGUUUACAAUCAAGAUCACCUUUUAUUUCGUUAGUGGAAAAGGGUAAUGAUUUGAGUAAAUGGAGAUCCUCUACCUAAGAGACCAUCAACACACACAACAUCUCAUGAGACCCUGAAAUAAGCUUGAUUGCAUCGUUCCAUGAAUCCGAAAAUGGAAGUGAGUGAACCAGCACUGAGUAUGUGCUUUUUGUGCUGUAGAGUUUUUCCAAAAAUUCAUAAAUUUCUAAAAGUAGAUUUACAAUUUGAUAGGAUCUAAUUUUACUCAUGAGCUACAAAAAGAAAUGAUGAAUCAAAUAACAUUGGCAUUGUAGUAGGAAGGGGAUUUGAUAAAAUGGUGGCAAAAAUGAGCCAUGGCUACUACCAACUCACAUUAUUAGUGAUUAUAUAGAAUCUGUAAAAGUCGAACAUACACUUUACACAAUUUACACUCACCAGCCACUUCAUUAGGAACACCCAUAAUACACCACCCGCUGUUCCGUUUUCUGCAGUUCUGUAAUCAGCCGAUCCCUCUGCAUCAAAUCCCACAGAUACAAAUCAAGAGCGUCAGUUAAUGUUCACAAUGUUCAAACAUCAGAACGGGAAACACUGUGAUCUCACAGUGAAGUGUGACCUUCUCUCACUGUGGUAUGGGUGUUGGUUUGAGUCAGAUGGUGGUUGGUGGUUUGAGUAUUUCAGAAACUGCUGAUCUCCUGGGGUUUUCACACACAACAAUCUCUAGAGUUUACACAGAAUGGUGCAGAAAACACUGAGUGAGUGAGCGACAGUUCUGUGGGUGGAAAGUAAACAAACGCCUUGUUGAUAAGAGAGGGUCAGAGGGAAAUGGACAGAUUGGUUCGAGCUUUUUUGCCAGGAAGGAUAUAGUAACUCAUAUAAUCACUCUUUACAACCGUGGUGAGCAGAAAAGCAUCUCAGCAUGCAACAGCAGAACAGAAGAACACAUUGGGUUCCACUCCUGCAGCCAAGAACAGGGAUCUUAGAACCAACAACAAGUUCCUAUUAAAGUGGCCUAUAGGUGUAUAAUAUAAAGAGCUGGACUCUAUAUGUUUCUUCACUCAUGAGUUGAAUGAUGUUUACGAUCAGUAGAAUAUCUUCUAUGAACAUCAGUGUAACUUCCCGUUCUCAGGAAUGUUCUAAUAUACAUAUGCAAAACAAAUAGGUUCACUUAAAAAGCUCGAGUAUUUUGAAGAAGGGACCGGUGAAAUGAAUGAAAGGGAAUCAAGUCCGUGCACUUGGCAACAUGAUCAGUUCACACUCCAGAGGUUAAGAAGAACGUUUGGCUGAUGCAAAACAAGAUAAGACAAGAAAACAGGAUACACUUUCUCACAGGGCACUGGUAUGAGUAAACCGAUUUCACUUUCAAGGGAAAUGAUCAAGAAUCUCUCAAGUCCCCAAACCAAAAGGUGUCAGAAGCACUGCCAGGAAAGAGAGUUUGUGUUUCUUGUAACACUGACAGGUGGAAUGUGGAGAAGGCAGGAGAGUCGUCCCUCUCAGGGUUCAGUUCUGUUUAGAACAGGGUUUAUAUUAGUCCUAUGCCUUAGCCCCUUCACCUAUUGGACAGCGUCUUAUGUUUAGAGCAGAGCGCUGGGGAUGCACUUUUUUUUUUGGAAAUAAAAGUCUCAUGACGAGGCUAGAAAGGCUCUGCAAUGUUCUCUGUAGUCUAAUAAACACUGUGCUACAUUCA
Molecule: messenger RNA, 5038 nt
Organism: Neoarius graeffei (lesser salmon catfish)
Lineage: Eukaryota; Metazoa; Chordata; Actinopteri; Siluriformes; Ariidae
Product: alpha-1,3-mannosyl-glycoprotein 4-beta-N-acetylglucosaminyltransferase C
Exons: 5
Coding region: 1903-3264 (453 amino acids)
Biological process (GO): protein N-linked glycosylation
Molecular function (GO): acetylglucosaminyltransferase activity
Source: RefSeq, a predicted model, not a curated record